UGUGGUCAAACUGCAUAAACACACAGCUGAAAACUUGCACGGCUUGAGGAGUGGAUACAAAAGAAACUGGAGCUCGCAUGAAGGAUCACAUUGUUUCUCUGCACCGAUUCACGCCUGACGGAAUUGAUAUCAAUUUGAGACGGCGCGGGGUGUGAUAUUUCUCUGAUUCGGCUUCAGGAUGAUGAAGUUUAGGUUCAGACGGCAGGGAAACGACCCUCAUCGAGAGAAAAUCAAGCAGGAUCUGUUUGCAUUCAGUAAGACAGUUGAACAUGGAUUCCCAAACCAGCCGAGUGCUUUGGCCUAUGAUCCCAAACUGCAGCUUAUGGCCAUUGUAACUAAAUCAGGGGCCAUCAAAAUGUAUCCUUUUGUGAAAUACGGUGCUCCUGGGGUGGAGCUGACUGGACUUCAUAAAGACACUGCUGCCGUCACUCAGAUACACUUUCUCUAUGGGACAGGUAAGGGGAGGAUGCUUUCUUUGUUGGAUGAUAACACCAUUCACCUAUGGGAGAUUGUGCAGAGAGAAAACCGCUCACAUUUAGUGGAGCUUCACAGCUUCAACCUGCCUGGCAGGCCAGGAAUCGAGAGCACCAGGUAAGGGUUUUGUUCCUUAUUCAAGUUUGCUUGUUGCGGGACACGUGUGACCGUCAUGCUGUUGAAGCUGAGCUGUGAUCAUCUUGCUUUGGGCACAGAAGGUGGCGGGGUGCACUUCCUAGAACUGCCCACCCUCACCUUGCUGAACAAGUCGCUGUUCCAGGAUGAGAUCAUGCAGAGUGUUCCAGAGGAGUACAAGUGUGGAAAAUCAUUGGGGCCUGUGGAGUCCCUGCAGGAACAUCCGCAAGACUCUGAUAAAAUCCUCAUUGGGUACAGCAGAGGUCUGGUGGUACUCUGGGACCUCAACAGUCGGCAUGUAGUCAACCUCUUCCUGGGAAAGCAGCAGCUGGAGAGUUUGGUCUGGGAACGGUCCGGGAACAGCUUUGUUAGUUCCCAUAGUGAUGGCGGAUACAUGGUGUGGGCUGUCAGCAGCAGCAAUCCCUGCACUCAUGACCCCAUCUCAUCCACAAUACCAUAUGGCCCCUUUCCCUGCAAAGCCGUGAACAAGAUCCUGUGGAGGACAACAGAAUCAGGAGCUCCUCUAGUGUUGUUCAGUGGCGGCAUGCCCAGAGCCAGCUACGGAGACAGACACUGCUUAACCAUCCUCCAGGACAGCAGCCACGUCACCCUGGACUUCACCUCGCGUGUCAUAGACUUCUUCACCAUUCACUGCACAGAUAAAGAGAAGGAAUUUGAUGACCCAUCAGCGCUUGUGGUUCUUUUGGAAGAGGAGUUGGUAGUGAUUGAUCUUCAGAUGGCUGGCUGGCCCACUGUCCCUGCUCCCUAUCUGGCUCCUCUGCACUCCUCUGCCAUCACCUGUUCAUGUCACAUCUCAAAUGUGCCUCCCAAACUGUGGGAGAGAGUGAUCAGUGCGGGCCAGCAGCAGUGUCCCCUGCAGAACUAUGAGAAUUGGCCAAUAUGUGGAGGGAAAAACUUAGCACCUGAUCCAAAACAGAAAGAGCUGCUGUUAACUGGUCAUGAGGAUGGUACAGUGCGUUUCUAUGCGUCAGGAGUGUCGCUCAAACCGCUGUACAAACUGAGCACAGCCAGCAUCUUUCAGACAGACUGCGACCACAAUGACAGCCUGAUGCAGGUCGGGGAGGAGGAAUGGCCUCCUUUUAGAAAGGUGGGCUGUUUUGAUCCAUACAGUGAUGAUCCCAGAUUGGGAAUCCAGAAGAUCAGUGUCUGUAAAUACAGCGGAAAACUUGUGGUGGCUGGAACUGCUGGACAAGUUAUAGUUAUGGUUCUUAGCGAUGAGAAGUCCGAUCACAUGAUUGAUGUGGCCACGGUGGACCUGCUCCAGGACCGAGAGGGUUUUACGUGGAAGGGUCAUGACCGGCUGCCUCCUAAGAGUGGCUCAGUAGUGUUUGCUCCUGGAUUCCAGCCGGUUGUCCUGGUGCAGUGCAUGCCCCCCGCGGCCGUUACUGCGGUAACUCUGCACGCAGAGUGGAACCUCAUUGCCUUUGGCACCAGUCAUGGCUUUGGCCUCUUUGACUACCAUCGGCGAAAUCCAGUGCUGGCGAGGUGCACUCUACACCCCAAUGACUCUCUGGCUAUGGAGGGCCCGCUGUCUCGAGUGAAGUCUCUGAAGAAAUCCCUGCGCCAGUCCUUCAGAAGAAUCCGGAAGAGCAGAGUCUCAGGAAAGAAACGUGCUGUGGUUUAUAGUCCCACCAGUAAAGUGCAGGAGGCUAACGCUCAGUUGGCGGAGCACGACGCUGAGGUGACGCCAGUACAGAGACGGAUUGAGCCCCGCUCUGCAGACGACUCGCUGUCUGGAGUGGUGCGCUGCCUCUGCUUCGCUGACACUUUCCUCAGAGAUGGAACGCAUCAUGGACCUACAAUGUGGGCCGGCACGAACUCUGGCUCCGUGUACGCAUACGCUCUGGACGUACCGUCGCAGGAGAAGUUCUCUGAGCAGAGCGUGGAGGCGCUGCUGGGGAAGGAGAUCCAGCUCAUGCACAGAGCUCCAGUGGUGUCCAUCGCUGUGCUGGAUGGCCGAGGGAACCCUCUGCCGGAGCCGUACGAAGUCUCCAGAGAUCUGGCCAAAGCCCCAGACAUGCAGGGCAGCCACUCUGUUCUUAUUACUUCUGAGGAGCAGUUUAAGGUUUUCAUGCUGCCUAAAGUAAGCGCGAAGACCAAGUUCAAGUUGACCGCCCAUGAAGGCUGUCGAGUACGAAAGGUGGCGCUGUCGAACUUCACCAGCGUUAGCUCUGAAGAGUACUCUGAGAACGCUCUAGUGUGCCUUACCAAUCUGGGUGACAUCCAUGUGUUCAGUGUGCCAGCACUGAGACCCCAAGUACGCUACGACUGCAUCCGCAAAGAAGACAUCAGUGGCAUUGCUUCCUGCGUAUUCACUAAGACUGGACAAGGAUUCUACCUGAUUUCGCCCUCGGAGUACGAGCGCUUCUCGCUGUCAGCUCGUGUGAUCACAGAGCCGCUGUGCCGAGUGGAUGUGGAGCGACCUCACGAUCUCUCUGCUCACAGCCCGACGCUCCCACCACAGGCUAAUGGAACACACAAGACACAAGCAGAGAGCAAGGCUGCUGAAACUGAAGAGCUCUUGUAUGAAAUGCGGAGUGCCUUGUCCUCGCCGGUCCUGGAUUCUCCAAACAGCAGUGCUGACAUCACUCUGGACACCACUGGCGAGCUCACCGUUGAGGACGUCAAAGACUUCUUAAUGACUGUGGAUGAAGCUGAGAAUAACUUCAGGAACAUCGCUGAAGAGGACGGGAGGCCUCCUGGAAUUCUCAUCAACUGAGGCGAGCCGGCAGACAGCUGGAGGAGCAGUUAUGUGUGAAGACUUCAGAUUGGGUCUUGACAGAGCGGUUUGUGACUCCAGAAGCUGCACCAAACAUUGUUCAUGAAGUUUUUACAAUGGGAAUGUUGCACUUUUUUCCCUGUGCCAAAAGACUGAAUGAUUCAUUCUGUUAUCCUCUUUUUCUUCACCUUUCCUCCAGUUUCCCCUUUUCUUUUUUUGCUGACAUCUAUUGGUUCCUUUCAGGGGCUAUAAAAUGGUACAUUUGAGAGGUGACUUUUAAAGGGAUCGGGCAAUAAAACAGCCGAGAUGUUGCACAAUGUCUGUAUGCAGGUGGGGGGCUACUUGCACUGAGCCCUUGAUGAUUUUCUUCGUAGUUUGUCUUUUAACAUUCCUCUUGUCACGUCAUCUGUCCUCUCACUGUGUGCCAUUUUAGUUUAUGCUAAAUCAAAUCAAAAUGUCUGGUUUAUAAUUUGCCUCCUUAGUUGAUUUCCUAGAAUACAUAGCUGCUACGGUUCAUGAAUCUCUAAGGGUAUUUUGGGGUGACCAUCUGCACCACAGAAAAUAACUAUUCAAGAAUAAUAAAGGGGGGGAAAAAUUUCCCCUCCUGACAGCCUUUUCAACAAUAUCUGUGAUACUGUGAUGGCUUCUGACCACAAAUCAGGAAUCUAUUGAAAAGUUCAAGUUAUGGACCCUGUGGGUUUGAUUCAGAUAUUUUCCUUUCACUCAGUCGUCUUUAUUAUUAUUAUUUUUAAAUAAUGUCCCUUAACCACUUGCCAUUGUAAGUAAAUUCUGGAAGUUAACUGUGAAGUGUGUAAUUUGAAGGAUCGCUGCAGUAAUUCUAACCAGUUUGUUUUUUGCCACAGUAUUAACACGGUAUGAAGGAGCUAAUGACUUUUUUCUAUUUACACAGUAUUCUUUAGAAUAAUUUUAUAUGGCUUAUAAGGGUUGGUAUUUUGUAUUUUAUAGAUAUUUCACUGGCAUUUAGGUAACUAGGCAUUUCUAGCACUGCAUUUUGUGGUGCAAUUAUUGACAGUUGUGUAGUAUUCCAAGAAAUGACUAUACUAUAGGCAUUAUUGUAGCUAAUUGAGGGAAAGAUUCAAUGAGGGAAUAGGACGAGUGUUGCACAGACAUAUUUGAAUAAGACACAACUGGCUCCUUGGGUCAGAUAAUGCAGAUGUUAGUCAGUUUGCUUUUAGAAGUAAAGUAUGGCUUUUAAAUUGAUAGGUUCUAUUUACAUUGUAAUUACAAAGAAAACUGCACAUAAAUAUUUUGCUUGGUAUUGACACAUUGCCAUAUUUUCUCCCUGCAUAUUGUUUUUUUUUAUGUCAAAAGGACCUCACUAAUUGUAGUUAAUUUUUGUUUGUAUAUUUGCUUUACAUAACCUUUACUUUCCAUCCAGCACCUAUCCUGUGAACAUGUAUUUAAUUUGUAUUUUUCUUGUGUAGAAUUUUAAUUUGAAAUAUAGCAGUGCUAAUGAAAUCUUAAAUGUUAAUAAAAGUAUUUACUCCA
Messenger RNA from Cyprinus carpio (common carp), 4858 nucleotides. RefSeq names its product LLGL scribble cell polarity complex component 1. Gene Ontology annotation, cellular component: cytoplasm; cortical actin cytoskeleton; plasma membrane. NCBI's taxonomy places the organism in Eukaryota, Metazoa, Chordata, Actinopteri, Cypriniformes, Cyprinidae. Gene Ontology annotation, molecular function: myosin II binding; GTPase activator activity. Gene Ontology annotation, biological process: regulation of establishment or maintenance of cell polarity; cortical actin cytoskeleton organization; establishment of spindle orientation. The record is from RefSeq and is a predicted model, not a curated record.